Messenger RNA from Danio aesculapii, 1359 nucleotides. It is a transcript of the gene tfpia, whose product is annotated as tissue factor pathway inhibitor a. The record is from RefSeq and is a predicted model, not a curated record. Gene Ontology annotation, molecular function: serine-type endopeptidase inhibitor activity. The transcript has 7 exons. Gene Ontology annotation, biological process: negative regulation of peptidase activity. NCBI's taxonomy places the organism in Eukaryota, Metazoa, Chordata, Actinopteri, Cypriniformes, Danionidae. Gene Ontology annotation, cellular component: extracellular region. The coding region runs from base 80 to 949 and encodes 289 amino acids.
AAGCCACAUACAAACUAAAUAACCACAGCAUACACACUUCAUAUUACUCUGGAAGCGUGUGAUUGCCUCGCCUGCUGGAAUGGCUUCAUAUCUGAACUAUUCAUGCAGACCGCUGCUUCUGCUGUCUCUUUUUGGAGUUUGUUUCGCGAGAUUUUCAAGAUCAGAUGGAGUGAGGUCUGAACUCCGCAUCUUCCAUCACUUGUGCGCCAUGAAGAAAGAUGAAGGGCCGUGCAAGGCAAUGAAGGACAGGUUUUACUUUGACAUCGACACCGGCCGCUGUGAGCCCUUUGAAUACGGAGGCUGUCAAGGCAAUGCAAACAACUUUGAGACCCUGCAAGCGUGCGAGGAAAUGUGUCUUGUGACAGAGAAUAAGAGCCCAUGUCAUCUGGAGGAUGAGCCGGGGCCAUGUAGAGGACUGGUGCCUCGCUAUUUUUUUGAUCAGAAGAGCCAGGAAUGCAAACAGUUCUUUUAUGGUGGAUGCUUUGGGAACGCCAACAACUUCAAGACCAUAAAAGAAUGCCAAAAGAGCUGUCAGCCUGCCGCUGUAUUAAAGUCAGAGGAAGAGGAAGCCAAACCUGUGGCAGAAUCUCCUGCUAAACAUGUUGAGACUGACCUAUUGUCAUCUCUAAAUGAUGAUGCUCAUUUGAACUCACCCCAUUCAGCACUGAGAAGAGUCUCCCAACCAGCUGAACAGGAAGCAGAGUUCAGUCCUCCAGAAUUGUGCAUGAGUGCGGUUGACCGGGGGGAUUGUGACGGCUCUGAGAGGAGAUACGUGUUCAACUCCAGGACUGGCAGAUGUCAAGCCUUUCGCUACACUGGAUGUGGAGGAAACAAAAACAACUUCAUCCACAAAAGACACUGCAUGAAAAUGUGCAUGAAAGAUCAACUCCGGAGAAAGCAAAUACGGAUAAAGACGAGGAACUCUAAUAUCUUAUUCCGAUCUGUCUAGACCAGAUUUCUUUAUGAAACCAAAACCACUCUUUUAUCCACACUGUGUACAUUGUGUGUUGUGGUAGAAGUUUUAGAGACACACAUUACAGUCAUGUAUAUAAUUAACACAAUUAAUGGAUUUUAAUCUGGCCUUCAGAUAUAAAAAAAAACAUUCUACAUAUUUUAAAUGUUAAACAUAAUUUACUACUCUUUUCUGGGGAUGAAAGGACACCUAAAUGCAAAUUCCUCUGCAUUAUAAAUACUCAUAUCUUGUCUUUGUUCACAAUGCCACUUAUGAAUCUAUUUAAUACCGAGUAUUUAUGCCUUUUUAUAAAUAGUUGUUGAGGUUUCUAUAUACCUUUUUCAUCUUUAUGUAAAAUUGUUCUGGCGGACACUAACUCUUUAUAUUCUUUGCACUCCAUAUAUUUC